CUGUCCCGCGCAGGCUCAGUCCUGGUAGAUCUACGAGUGCGCGUGCAGAGUUGUUUGUGAAGAGCGACAACAUGGACGACGAGGAGGAAACGUAUCGGCUGUGGAAGAUCCGCAAGACUAUCAUGCAGCUGUGUCAUGACCGAGGCUACCUGGUGACCCAGGAUGAGUUGGACCAGACACUAGAGGAGUUCAAGGCGCAGUUUGGGGACAAGCCCAGCGAAGGACGGCCGAGGCGCACAGACCUCACCGUGCUGGUGGCCCACAACGAUGACCCCACAGACCAGAUGUUUGUCUUCUUCCCAGAGGAGCCCAAGGUGGGCAUCAAGACCAUCAAGGUGUACUGCCAGCGCAUGCAGGAGGAGAACAUCACACGGGCGCUGAUCGUGGUGCAGCAGGGCAUGACACCCUCCGCCAAGCAGUCCCUGGUGGACAUGGCCCCUAAGUACGUGCUGGAACAGUUUCUACAGCAGGAGCUGCUCAUCAAUAUCACAGAACAUGAGCUAGUCCCUGAGCACGUGGUCAUGACCAAGGAGGAGGUGACGGAAUUACUGGCGCGAUACAAGCUCCGUGAGAGCCAGCUGCCCAGGAUCCAGGCUGGGGACCCGGUGGCACGGUACUUCGGGAUCAAGCGAGGGCAGGUUGUGAAGAUUAUCCGCCCCAGUGAGACAGCCGGCCGGUACAUCACCUACCGCCUGGUGCAGUAGCUGCAGGGGAAAUCUAGUACUCUGGAGACUGAAGCAGGAGGAUUGCUGCGAUUGAAGGCAAGUUUGUGGACUUUUCGGUGUUGGGAGAGUCUCUUCUGGAAAACUGUGGAGUCCGCGUGGCACAGUGCGCAGGGAGACCCAGGAACCUUCUGCUCUGCCCUUCACAGCUCACCAGCAACCUCACAGAGGACCAGGCCAGAGCCGCUGCUCCCAUGAGCCCCAGCGUGUGGGUCAUGGCUUUCAUCCCGCAGGAUGAGCAACUUCAGAGCUUCAGCCCUACCCCCACUCCUCGCCCUGAGGUCACUGCUCUGUUAAGAGUUCUCCAUGACUCCCCGGAGAAUUAAAAGCUACUUUGGGAUAAGUUA
This is a messenger RNA of Rattus rattus (black rat), 1069 nucleotides long. It is a transcript of the gene Polr2e, whose product is annotated as RNA polymerase II subunit E. Gene Ontology annotation, molecular function: DNA-directed RNA polymerase activity; DNA binding. NCBI's taxonomy places the organism in Eukaryota, Metazoa, Chordata, Mammalia, Rodentia, Muridae. Gene Ontology annotation, cellular component: RNA polymerase III complex; RNA polymerase I complex; RNA polymerase II, core complex. The record is from RefSeq and is a predicted model, not a curated record. The coding region runs from base 72 to 704 and encodes 210 amino acids. Gene Ontology annotation, biological process: DNA-templated transcription. The transcript has 7 exons.